Messenger RNA from Chenopodium quinoa (quinoa), 1578 nucleotides. RefSeq names its product F-box protein At2g26160-like. The transcript has 2 exons. Bases 172 to 1338 code for a protein of 388 amino acids. NCBI's taxonomy places the organism in Eukaryota, Viridiplantae, Streptophyta, Magnoliopsida, Caryophyllales, Amaranthaceae. The record is from RefSeq and is a predicted model, not a curated record.
UGUACUAGUAUAAGGUUUAUUAAUGAUUUAUUUUAGGAAAAAUAGGUAUUAUAAUAAACAAAAAAAGAAUUUGGUUUUAAAAAUUCAAUCUUUAAAAUCUGCUGCAAGCCCCCGACAGUCCGAGUUCGUGAGUUCUGGUCUUGUUUCAACUCUUGUACUGCUACAGCAAGCAUGGUAAAUUGGAGUGAAAUUCCUGAAGAAAUUAUUAGGAAAAUUGCAAUGGAGCAUCUUGAAAGUUUAGAAGAUUUUGAUGCUUUUGGGUUGGUCUGUUCAAGUUGGAGAAAUUCAAUAAAGGAUAUCAACAACUUCUGUCCAUAUAAAAACACCCAACUUCCUUGGUUGAUGUUAGCCGACCCUCCCAAUAAUUCACACCGCAGACUUUACAGUCUCUCCAAACACAUGUUCCGUAAUAUCAAUCUGCCUGAGCAUCAUGAUGACCGAUGGAUGUUUUUCGCUUCGAAAGGGUGGCUUAUUUCUUCUAGUCUCAGUAAUAAAAACAUCACCCUUUUUGAUCCUUUCUCUAAUAAAGUGAUCAAGCUACCGAAUAUUCUUCCAAAGGUAUUGCAUUUUGAUGAAAUUGAAUUAGUGGAUGAGGUUACAUCUUUAUUUGUGUAUUACAAAUUCAUCAUAUCAUCUAGGCCGUCGUCUUCUGGUGAUGAUUUUGCUGUUGCAACAAUGUUCGACAAAACCCAAAGGUUGGCCUUUUGGAGACCUGGGCAUGCCGAGUGGAGUAUACCUGACGCGCAUUUUUUUAUUAAUCAAGUGUUCGAUGUCUGUUACUUUAAAGAAGAAUUCUAUGCCAUAGAUUUGUACGGAAAGGUAAUGGCAUUUGGAAGUGAGGUAAUGAAACGACAACCUAGAGUUGUUGUUGAUGUUUCGCUUCGAAGUGAUGACCUUGAUAGCCACCUAGAUGUCAUUCCAUACUUGGUAGAAGUAGAAAACACUUUGUUGGUAAUACUGAGGAAGAUUUACAUGGGUGAUGUUGGAGAAGAGGAUGAAGACAAGUAUUACACCGAUUCAUUUGACAUACUCCAGUUGAAUGUGAACGAUGGAAAAUUCAAACAAGUCAAGGGUGUGGGUGAGCAUGCUAUAUUCUUGGGUUUUAACUCUACUUUCUCUGUAGAUGCAUCAUCGUAUAAACAUGGUUGUAAAGCUGAUUGCAUAUAUUUUACCGAUGUUUAUAUCGAAACAUUUCGUAGUACGAGUGUAUGCAAUGGAGGAAGCGAUAUGGGUAUUUACAGCUUGAAGGAAAGAAAAGUCAUUGAACGAUUUUAUGAAGGUCCUUCACAAUUCUGUGAUAUUACUCCUCCCUUGUGGGUAGAGCGCCCUCAUUUUUAAAUUGCAAUAUGUUAAGGUUACUCCCAGUAUAUUACUUUAAUUUAAUUCCGCACACUUACUUGUUCCUCAUGACGAAUUAUGUCUGUUGUUGAAUUUUUUCUGUUGUUGAAUUAGAUCCAAAUUUGGGAUGCAAUGCAAAAAUUAUAUAUCAAUAAGGAAGUGGAAGUCAUACAUACAUUUGAAACCUAAGCUAACAAUCAGAUUAUAUAAGCUGUAUAGUGUUGUCUUGCAUUCUUAUCA